Messenger RNA from Tachysurus fulvidraco (yellow catfish), 3151 nucleotides. RefSeq names its product kirre like nephrin family adhesion molecule 3, like (gene kirrel2). Gene Ontology annotation, cellular component: cell-cell junction. The coding region runs from base 503 to 2773 and encodes 756 amino acids. Gene Ontology annotation, molecular function: cell adhesion molecule binding. Gene Ontology annotation, biological process: cell-cell adhesion. Lineage: Eukaryota; Metazoa; Chordata; Actinopteri; Siluriformes; Bagridae. The record is from RefSeq and is a predicted model, not a curated record. The transcript is spliced from 15 exons.
GAUCAGAGCUUCAUUCAGCAUAGACACAGUCAAGCUACACACACGUACUCUCUCUCUCUCUCACACACACACACACACACACACACGAGCGCGCGCGCGAGAGAGAGAGAGCUCAAGCGCGCACACACUUCUAAUCCAGCACUCUUGAACGGACAAUCCAGUGCAGAGAUGCACCGAGCCGACUCGGAAUAAAGGAGCGAAUUCACAAUAACUGGAGAGAUUCUAGAUUCCUUUAAAAUCGAGACAAUUGCGCCCAGGAAGAAAAGUUCGCAACUCGGAGGGUUGGACACGGAAAUCCUGAACCGACCACGGAAUUCUGUGAGCCCAGUCGGACCAUCUCAGAGACACACAGGACGUUUUCAGAGCUGUUGAUUUUGAGAAAAGUAUUUUUUUGUUUGUUUGUUUGUUUUGUUUUGCUUUUUAUCUGUCCUGCUUUGGAGAGCUGCUGAAGGAAGAAUUUGCAGUCCGGACUGGUGAGCAAGAGCCAGAAGAUUGGAGCAAGAUGCUGCAGUUUUUCAUCGCUUUUAUCUUUUUAGGAGCAGCUACCGAAGCCGCCUACUUUUCCCAGCAGCCCCAGGACCAGGUGGUGAUGGCCGGCCAAUCGGUGACGCUUCCGUGUGUCAUCGUGGGAUAUCGAGGCAUGGUCCAGUGGACCAAAGAUGGCCUAGCACUCGGUGGAGAGCGAGAUUUACCCGGUUGGGCACGUUACUCCCUGAUGGGAGAUCCACUAUCAGGGGAGCACAGCUUGGUGAUCGAAUCAGCAGAGCUGGCCGAUGAUGCCGUGUACGAGUGCCAGGCCACACAAGCAGGACUGCGCUCACACCGAGCCAAACUCACCGUCCUGGUGCCACCUUCGGACCCUGUCGUAGAGGGAGGGCCUGUGGUGCGUCUGAAAGCCCACACUCCCCAUAACCUGACAUGCCGGGCAUCCGGAGCCAAGCCUGCAGCUGAGAUCACCUGGUACAGGGAUGGUGAGGUCAUGCACACUGCGAUCUAUUCGAAGUCACUGAUGGAGGAUGGGAAAAGGGAGACGGCGGUCAGCCUUCUGCCUCUGGUGCCCGAUGACCGUGAUUCGGGGCGGACGUACACCUGCAGGGUUCUAAACCCAGCAGCCCCGGGUGGACGCCAGACUUCCAUAACCAUCAACGUUCAACAUCCCCCGUCUGUCACUCUGUCCGUUCAGCCUCAGACUGUAAUGGAAGGAGCCAAAGUGCUGUUCCUCUGCUCAGCUUCUGCCAGCCCAGAGAUCACUGGCUACAGGUGGUGUAAAGGUGGCAUCCCCAUCCCUGAGGCCAAAGGGGACAGUCUGGAGGUGACAGUGGACUACUCAUAUUUCACAGACCCUGUGUCCUGCGAGGUGUCCAACUCUGUGGGGAGCACAAACGUCAGCACACUGGUGGACGUGCAGUUCGGUCCCAGGCUUUUAUCGGAGCCUAAACCACAGACAGUGGACACAGGCAUGGAUGCGGCGUUCACCUGCGCCUGGACUGGCAACCCUCCACUCACCCUGGCGUGGACCAAACAGGGAUCCAGUGUGGUGCUCAGCAACAGCAACACACUCCACCUCAAGGCCGUGACUCAGGAAGACUCCGGGACGUACACCUGCAAAGCCAUCGUACCGAGGAUCGGCGUGGCCGAGAGAGACGUCACACUCACUGUAAACGGUCCACCCAUCAUCACGGCUGAGGCUACGCAGCAGGCUGUCAAACACGCCAAAGGAAAGCUGGAGUGUCUGGUGGGCAGCAGCCCUCCGCCUGACAAAAUAGUGUGGACGUUCGGGGACACGAGCUUGUCCUCUGGUUCCUCAGGCCGUUUCUCGGUGCAGACGGUGAACAGCGACCGUGGCGUCCUGUCCUCACUUAUCCUGUCUGAGACGCUGGCUCAAGAUUUCCAGCUGAGAUACAACUGCACUGCAUGGAACCGCUUCGGAACUGGCACAGUGCUCGUCACGCUCAAAGAACAAGAAGCACUGCCCUUGCUCAUCAUCAUCGGGUCGUCUGUUGGAGGAGGAUGUGUUUUCAUAGUUUGCGUCAUCACCUUGGCUUCCAUCUGCUGCCGCCACGCUGCUAAAGGAAAAAAAGGGACACGUCUAUCCAAGAGUGACAUCCGUGUGCAGAUCGUGCACAGCGACCACAACGCAACCCGUGGGAACGAUGACGAGGAGGACGUGAAGGAACCCAUGGCUCCCAACAGCAGCGAGUCUCCCGGGACAUCACGCACCGAGCACAGCGAUCUUCUUGAAGAAGAAGAUGACGAAAGAUCAGAUAUUAAGGACCCCACGAACGGCUACUACAAUGUUCGUGGUCAUGACGACCGCCAUGUUGCACGCACCGGCUUUUCCGAGUUUGUCCCGACCUCGCGUCCCGUGUACACGCCGUGCCAGCUUCCGUCUCCAGGCCCACUGUACAGCCAGAGCACCACCCAGCCACGUGUCUAUGACUUCUCCAACCGCUACGCCACCACCCCAGCCACCCGCACCACCUAUGAGCAGCAACCCCAACAACAGCAGCAACAACAACAACAACAACAACAACCACAGCCACAACAGCAAACAACUCCCACAAUGUACCCACAGGACCCACUGUACAUGCCCAACACCUACGGCCGCGCCUUCACCAGCUACGUAAAACCCACCUCCUACGACAAAGUGGACACUUUUGAGCAAUCAGAUCAGGCCAGUAAGGUGUCCGGGACGUCCCGCUUCUCCUACGCUUCCUCGCAGCAGUCAGACUACGGACGGCCGUCCCAGCAGCGCAUGCAGACUCACGUGUGAGCACCAGAAAUUGCAGAUGGUGCCAGGUUUGAUCCAUGAAGGACUUCUCCCCUUAAUCUUAAAUGUGCAUUGGGAGUCAGAUUCGGAUUAUCCUUCUUGAGCUUUCGGAGUAAGGAGAACUGCAGGACAACUCCCAUUUCUGAGUCCUCUGGAUUGUCUAAGCUAAUUUAAUCGUGUUUAGCUUUGUUUACUAGCUGAACUUCUGGUGAAUGAAUGCCAUUCUUUUUUAAUCUCACUUAUUAUGGAGACAGGCACGUCAGGACGCUUCGGCGUCUCCGAGUGGUCUGUGAUAGGAAUCGAAUGAACUAACUUUUGUAAAUGAGAAGCUAAUGAUCUUAUGCUGGACCACAAUCAAAAAAAAAAAAAAAACAACAAAAA